Molecule: messenger RNA, 1220 nt
Organism: Rubroshorea leprosula
Lineage: Eukaryota; Viridiplantae; Streptophyta; Magnoliopsida; Malvales; Dipterocarpaceae
Source: the annotation of a GenBank genome assembly
AGUCAAAAAGCUUCAGAAACAAUGGGUGCGGGGAAAACAGGGAAGAAGUCUCUGAGAAACCCUAAAUCCAACACUAAAUCUCUCCGGCCAAAAAUCAAGCGCACUAAGAAGAAGAAGAAGAACAACAGCAAGAGUAGUACGAUUGGCGCAAUCAAUAACCACGGCAACAAAACGAGCAGAAACAGUGAAACUGGCGAUGUACAACCCGCAUCACCAUCGCAUCAGCUCCGUUUCUUCCUCAAUCAAUUUCAGUCUGCCAAUGGCGUCCAGCUCUCUUCACUCGAGUUGGAAUCUAUUAAAGAUACUUGUGUUGUGGAUGUUUCUCAAGACUUGAGCCAAGAUGGUAGCUGUUUAGGUAAACACAUGAAGGCGGCUUUUGGGUCGUCAUGGAAAGAAGCCCUUUGUGAAGGGCAGCUCUUGGAAGAUAAAAUUGAACCUGGGAGUCCGGCGGUUCUUGUUAUUUCUACAUCUGCUUUGAGAUCUAUAGAGCUCCUAAGGGGCAUGCGCUCAUUGACUAGAGAAUGUCGUGCUGUAAAACUAUUCUCAAAGCAUAUGAAAGUAGAUGAACAGGUAUCUUUGUUAAAGAACAGAGUUAAUAUUGCUAGUGGUACGCCAAGCAGGAUUAAAAAGUUGAUUGACAUAGAGGCACUGGGGCUUUCUCGUUUAGCUGUUAUUGUACUCGACAUUUACACAGAUGUUAAGGGAUAUUCAUUGCUUACACUUCCACAAGUCAGGGGUGAGUUCUGGGACUUGUAUAAGAACUACUUCCACCAGCGGUUACUGCAAGGUGAUCUGCGGAUCUGUUUUUAUGGUCCAAUACCAAAUGGUAAUGAUUUUGAGGGAAAAAGAAAGGGAGCUGCGGAUGAAUAGGGAAUAGUCAUCUUGGCACAACUUGUAAGCUGUUUUGUGAACAGUCAAUCAAUUUUGAAAAAAAAAAAAGUCUACAAAGUUUUCGUUCAAGUCAACUUGCUUUCUCAAUUGUCAAUUUGCCUGAUAUUGUGGGUUCAUGUUUCUUUUCUUUUUUUAAAAUUAUCUUGGUAAGGUGGGUGUGCAUGGAGGUGUAUUGGUUCAAUUACAAUACUGAUUAAACUUAAAAGUUUUGAGCCCUAGACUUAGAUCAGUUAAAAGUUUAUGAGAGGGGAAAAUUUUUAUUCCAAUGAGGUAAAUGUUCAGAAUUGGUGCAGAAUAAUACACAGAUUUAAUAAAUAUGUACUCUGUUU